GCUCGGCCGCCGGCGCCUCUAGAAAGUUCUCCCCCCACGUCCCUCGCGGCCGCCCGGCUCCUCCCAGCCCCUCCCUCCGAGGCGGUGGGACCAAUCGCUCCCCCGGCCGCCCACGACCCCACCUCCUCCUCCGCCCGCGCCCGCGCCCGAGCAGAGAGGUGCGCGAGCCCCGACCCGCUGCCCGCACCGCCGCGCACACUCCGGCGCCCGCUGCCCGAGAAACGGCGUGAUGACCGCCGAGGAGACGAAGGCGGCCGAGAGCGGAGCGCAGUCGGCGCCGCUGCCCCUCGAAGGGGUGGACAUCAGCCCCAAGCAGGAUGAAGGGGUGCUUAAGGUCAUCAAGCGAGAGGGCACCAGCACAGAGACACCCAUGAUUGGGGACCGAGUCUUUGUCCACUACACAGGCUGGCUGCUCGAUGGCACCAAGUUCGACUCCAGCCUGGACCGCAAGGACAGGUUCUCCUUCGACCUGGGGAAAGGGGAGGUCAUCAAGGCUUGGGAUAUUGCUGUAGCAACCAUGAAGGUGGGUGAAGUGUGCCAUAUCACCUGCAAGCCGGAGUACGCCUAUGGCUUAGCGGGCAGCCCCCCGAAGAUCCCUCCCAACGCCACGCUUGUGUUUGAGGUGGAGCUGUUCGAGUUCAAGGGUGAGGACCUGACAGAAGAGGAAGACGGCGGGAUCAUCAGGAGAAUACGGACACGGGGGGAGGGCUAUGCCAAGCCCAACGAAGGCGCUAUCGUGGAGGUUGCACUGGAAGGGUACUUCAAGGACCAGGUGUUUGACCGGCGGGAGCUCCGCUUUGAGGUCGGCGAGGGGGAGAGCAUGGAUCUGCCCUGUGGGCUGGAGAAAGCCAUCCAGCGCAUGGAAAAAGGAGAACAUUCCAUUGUGUAUCUCAAGCCCAGCUAUGCUUUCGGCAGCGCUGGGAAGGAGAAGUUCCAGAUCCCACCCAAUGCUGAGCUGAAGUAUGAAAUACAUCUCAAGAGUUUUGAGAAGGCCAAGGAGUCCUGGGAGAUGAGUUCAGAGGAGAAGCUGGAGCAGAGCACCAUAGUGAAGGAGCGAGGCACUGUGUACUUCAAGGAAGGCAAGUAUAAGCAAGCUGUGCUGCAGUACAAGAAGAUUGUGUCGUGGCUGGAAUACGAGUCCAGCUUCUCUGAGGAGGACACACAGAAGGCGCAGGCCCUUCGGCUGGCCUCCCACCUCAACCUGGCCAUGUGUCAUCUGAAGCUACAAGCCUUCUCCGCUGCCAUUGAAAACUGUAACAAGGCCCUGGAACUAGACAGCAACAAUGAGAAAGGCCUCUUCCGCCGGGGAGAGGCCCACCUGGCAGUGAAUGACUUUGAUUUGGCAAGGGCUGACUUCCAGAAGGUUCUGCAGCUCUACCCCAGCAACAAGGCGGCCAAGGCCCAGCUGGUCGUGUGCCAGCAGCGCAUCCGCAAGCAGCUUGAGAAGGAGAAGAAGCUCUACGCCAACAUGUUUGAGAGGCUGGCUGAGGAGGAGACCAAGGCCAAGGCCGCAGUGGCUGCGGGAGACCAGCCGGCUGACGCCGAGAUGAGGGACGAGCCGAAGAACGACGUGGCUGGGGGCCAGCCUCAGGUGGAGACGGAAGCAUAGCCUUGCCCCAGCCCUGUCCCCAUGGCUGCCUGCCUGCCCCCCCCACCCCCACCCUACUCCACCCUGUUAGUUUUGUACAAACUGAAGAAUUUUGAGUGAAUUAGACCUUUAUUUUUCUAUCUGGUUGGAUGGUGGCUUUGGGGGAAGGGAGAGAGGAGCAGGCUGAGGGGUGGGGGGGUCAUUUUAGGUGGUGUCUCCCCUCCCCCCACUCCAUUCCACGUGAGUGAAUGUCCCUCCACACGCACACUCAUCAGAAUGUUAAUUUAUUUUGCUUCCUGUUUGCUGUGUCCAUUUCUCAGAUAGUAGAAGGGGUGAGUGGUAGGGAUGUGAGGUCCGACAAGAAGGCAGGGUGGACAGGGAGACUCCUCCUGGGCAGCCACUUCCCCUCCUCCCUCCUCCCGGUCCGUUUCCAAACACGCGGCCUCCACGUGGGUGCUAGGGGCAUGGGAAAACCACUGCUGUGCCCGUUACCUCCACUCCCUUCCUCCUCAGCCCAGUUGUCGUGGCUGAUGCUGUCUUCUGGUGUCAUGGUGACCACCCUUGUACCCCCUCCUGUCAGUGUCCCUUUUCAGCCAGGUCGCAUCCCCACCCCCUCAGCCUCUUCUCUGCACGUUGCUGAAGGUCCAGGCUUGCCUCAAGUUCCGUGCUUGAGCAAUAAAGUGGAAACACUAAAAACUG
Bubalus bubalis (water buffalo) is the source of this 2287-nucleotide messenger RNA. RefSeq names its product FKBP prolyl isomerase 4 (gene FKBP4). The record is from RefSeq and is a predicted model, not a curated record. The transcript has 10 exons. Gene Ontology annotation, molecular function: protein binding; peptidyl-prolyl cis-trans isomerase activity. NCBI's taxonomy places the organism in Eukaryota, Metazoa, Chordata, Mammalia, Artiodactyla, Bovidae. Bases 230 to 1609 code for a protein of 459 amino acids.